UAAUAGUUUUUUCUUUUUCCAUUACCGUCCCUGAAUUCAUUUGGUGUGAGGAAAUGAAUAAAUGGGAUUAUACUGCCGAAGUACUCAAUGCAGACAUUAAAAAACAAAGGAAACAGUCGGUCUACAUUUCAAAAUUAUCAAAACACACUGAAUUUCCAGCUAAACCCAGCAGAAAGCAUACAUUUAAAAUAACAUUGUCUGUAAUUAACCACACCCUUCCUUUCCCCUUAGUCUCACACGGUAAAAACUAAUUGCGGCAUAUCGCUGUCUCCUCUCGCUCUCUCUCUGUCUAACAGUGGAAAAGGGGGGGGAACUGCCUGUGUGGUCAAGCCCUUGGAACGUGACCGCACGGGACAGGGAGGCCACGCAGGCGCUUAUAGAGCAUUACGGGUCACCGGAGAUCCAGCAUAUGCUAAACGAUAGGACCACCAAAACCAAACAGAUUUUUGAGAUCAUUGCAAACCGGAUGGAGGCGCAAGGCUUUCUGAUCAGUCAGAACUCUUGGAAAGCGGGUGAACGGUGCUUCCAAAAGUGGAGGAACAUGGAGCGGACAUACAAAGACUACGUCUUGGCGCGCAAGAAGACGGAUGCUGGGCGGAGGAAGCAGCCCGAGUUCUUCGAACAGUUCCACGCGCUCAUGGGCCAGCGGCUCAGUUUAAAGCUAGCGGCUGCAGCCGACUCUCCCGCCCGUGGUGCCGGAGCCAAUACCAAGGCAGGAGCUCCACCUCCCGCUGUGCCCCUGUAUGCCAUCGUUGUCCCUGCCAGUCAACCUUUUGCCCUCAGCAUCCCUUCCACCUCCAUUUCGGAAUCAGAGAACCAUGUCCACGCAGGCAUAACUAAAUCCAAGCCUUCGGCGAGAAAGUCAGAAAGGGAGAGGAUCCCUCAUCGGAAGCUCCUCCAAGCAAAUGAAGAGAAGGAAGAGACGGCAGAGAAGCGGGUCCAAAAGAAAAAACGAAGGUCAUGGCUGGGGGAGAACAGAGCUGUUGAAAAUGGGGAUGAUCUACUGGAGGGGCCAGAGCAACAAAUAACCAGUCAGGACAUUGAAGCCACAGAAGCACUUGUUGAGCUGUAUGGGUCACCAGAGAUCCAGGGAUUGAUCAGGGAAAACAAAACCCGCACCAAAAGGAUUUUCGAAAUCAUUGCCAGUAGACUCAAGGAGCAGGGCUUUCCCAUCAGUGAUAUGCCUGAAAGAGCAGGGGAACGCUGCUUCCAAAAGUGGAGGAACUUGUCACGAGCAUAUAAGGAAUAUGUCUUGCACCCAGAAAAGCCAGAUGCUGUGAAAAGAAAGCCACCCCCUUGCUUCGAGCAGCUCCAAGACCUCAUAGGCCAGAGACUAAGCCUCCAGCUGUCAACAACGAACAGCUCCCCUGCCCCUGAUGAAGGAGCCGAGGAGGAGCAGGAAGGAACUUGCCAGUCCCUGCUCAAUGCAGUGGAAAGUCUCUCGAAUCCAGCCAUUGGUAUAACUCUCCCUUCCUCCUCCUCUCCUUCCUCGCAAGCAGGGAGUCACCUCUCUUUGGGGCCCUCGGGUCUAACUGCAAAGAGGAAGAAGCUUGUGGAUGUGGCUGAGCUCCUCCAGGAGUACAGAGAGGAGGCAAGGAGGCGGGAGCAGGAGAAGGAGAAGAGGGCAGAGGAACGAUUCCAACAGCUGCGCAGCAUGCUGGAGCAGCAGCACACGGAGCAGAUGGCACUGAUGAAAGAGUUGAUAAAUGCUUUUAAGAAAAACUGAUUUUUUUGCCACAGAAUCCUUUUUAAGCUAAUCAGCAUAGUAG
Molecule: messenger RNA, 1769 nt
Organism: Megalops cyprinoides (Indo-Pacific tarpon)
Lineage: Eukaryota; Metazoa; Chordata; Actinopteri; Elopiformes; Megalopidae
Exons: 2
Coding region: 410-1726 (438 amino acids)
Source: RefSeq, a predicted model, not a curated record